CACAUUUCAAAUUACUGAAGGAAGAAGAAUACAGCUGCUGUAGCUCCUAUAUGCAUUUUGCAUUAAUAUUUUCCGCACGUUUUCAAAGCAAUCAAAACGUGUUGCUUAAUUGGAUUAGCCCACCUGAGAGCCCCGGCGGGAGGGAACAGAUUGAGAUCCUCUCCGCUCCAGCAGCAUCAGUGGACCAUGGACAGUGAGGGCAGAAAGGUUGUCGUCUGUGACAAUGGCACAGGGUUUGUCAAGUGUGGCUUCGCUGGCUCCAACUUCCCAGAGCAUAUCUUCCCUGCCUUGGUGGGUCGGCCCAUCAUCCGGUCAAACACCAAAGUUGGAAACAUCGAGAUUAAGGACCUGAUGGUGGGUGACGAGGCCAGUGAGUGUCGCUCCAUGCUGGAGGUGUCCUACCCCAUGGACAACGGAAUGGUGCGCUCCUGGGAAGACAUGCUUCACCUGUGGGACUACACCUUCGGCCCCGAGCGCCUGGACAUCAGCCCCCCAGACUGCAAGGUGCUUCUGACGGAACCGCCCAUGAACCCCACUAAGAACCGUGAGAAGAUCGCGGAGGUUAUGUUUGAGACCUACCAGUUCCACGGCAUCUACGUUGCCAUCCAGGCUGUGCUCACUCUCUAUGCCCAGGGUUUGUUGACAGGCGUGGUUGUGGAUUCGGGGGACGGUGUGACCCAUAUAUGUCCUGUGUACGAGGGCUACUCUCUACCCCACCUCACACGCAGGCUGGACAUCGCUGGACGUGACAUCACGCGCUACCUCAUUAAGUUGCUGUUGCUGCGUGGCUAUGCCUUUAACCACUCGGCUGACUUUGAGACGGUCCGCAUGCUGAAGGAGAAGCUGUGCUACGUGGGAUACAACAUCGAGCAGGAGCAGAGACUGGCUAUAGAGACCACCGUGCUGGUGGAGUCAUACAUGCUGCCUGACGGUCGUCAGGUGAUGGUGGGAGGGGAGCGGUUCGGAGCACCGGAGGCCCUCUUCCAGCCCCACCUCAUCAACGUAGAGGGUGCAGGCGUGGCUGAGCUGCUGUUCAACACCAUCCAGGCUGCUGACAUAGAUCUCAGGUCUGACUUGUACAAGCACAUUGUUCUGUCAGGAGGCACCACUAUGUACCCCGGCCUUCCCUCCAGACUGGAGAGGGAGAUCAAACAGCUGUACCUGGAGAAGGUGCUGCAGGGGGACACUGAGAAACUUUCUAAGUUUAAGAUCCGCAUUGAGGACCCCCCAAGCCGUAAACAUAUGGUGUUUAUGGGUGGAGCGGUGCUGGCCAACAUCAUGAAGGACAAGGAGUCCUUCUGGCUGAGCCGGGCUGACUACCUAGAGAAAGGUCUGAGGGUUCUGGACAAACUGGGGUGUGGCGUGAAGUAGAGGUGAAAUCGAGGUGGUUAGCUAGGGACACACACACACACACAAACACACACACACGGACGGACGGAUGGACGGAAGAAAGAAAGAUCUGAGGUACAGCAGUAGACAGAAGUCUGGGAGUCCUGGGUUGUAUUCACUAGGCUCCAAAAAUCGAUGUGCUAAAAACAACCCAAUUUGGGUUAUUUGGUAACUCAGCGCUGAUUAAAUAGUGGACAGAACACGUAGGACUAUUUUGACCAACAAGUUGGAUUGUUGGAAUUACCCAAACAUGGGUUCAUUUGACCUUCAGUUGGGUAUUUUUACUCUCAUGCUGGGUUGACCUAGCAGCUGGGUCUUUUUUAAUAUAACCCUUAGGUUCUGUUCAGGAGGCGUGACUUAUUAGGGUUGUGUCUUUCAGCAAGAUCUUAUUGGUCACCCAUGAGAUUAAAUGUCAUUACUGUUCAUUACAGUAUGUUAAAUAUGUUGUAAGAGAAUAAUAUUUUCAUAUUCGUCACUGUCAACUUUCCAAGUUGUUUCGUACUGUCAAGUUAACAUAUUGUAUUGCAUACAAUACAACAAUUAUACAGUACAAUACACUUGUAAGGUUUCAUAUUUUUACCAUUUGAAUUCUCACUGUGUCUAAUGGAAUCAUUUUGAAGUAGCCAUUGUUUCAAAUGCAUAUGCAAAUAAAUAUAACUGACGUUAGCCUAAAUGCCAAAUUGAACAAAGUGAAUGUCAUUGUUUUUGAUGACUGACUAGCAGUGGUGUAAAGUACUUAAAUAAAAAUACUUUCAAUUACUA
This is a messenger RNA of Oncorhynchus masou masou (cherry salmon), 2151 nucleotides long. Its product is annotated as actin-related protein 2-like. Lineage: Eukaryota; Metazoa; Chordata; Actinopteri; Salmoniformes; Salmonidae. Bases 187 to 1371 code for a protein of 394 amino acids. The record is from RefSeq and is a predicted model, not a curated record. Gene Ontology annotation, molecular function: actin filament binding. Gene Ontology annotation, cellular component: Arp2/3 protein complex; actin cortical patch. The transcript is spliced from 9 exons. Gene Ontology annotation, biological process: Arp2/3 complex-mediated actin nucleation.